CCGCCGCCCUGUCCCUUUAAGCACACUCGUCCGUUUCCGGAUUCGCUCGGGCGCCGCUCGUCAUCGUCCCCUUUCACUGCGGCUCCAUCGCCGAAGCGAACUGGCCCCGCUGCUCUCAUCCGAGACCUCCGCGCAGACUGUCGGCUCCAUUGACCCACCGUCGGCGGCGCCCGGGAAACCCUCAGUUCGUGCACCAAUGCAGGCGAUCAAAUGUGUGGUGGUCGGCGACGGGGCUGUGGGUAAGACCUGUCUGCUGAUCAGCUACACCACCAAUGCCUUCCCUGGUGAAUACAUCCCCACCGUCUUUGACAACUACUCUGCCAAUGUCAUGGUGGAUGGAAAACCAGUGAAUCUGGGCCUUUGGGAUACAGCAGGACAAGAGGACUACGAUAGGCUCAGACCACUGUCUUACCCACAGACGGAUGUGUUCUUGAUAUGCUUCUCCCUGGUCAGUCCGGCCUCCUUUGAGAACGUCCGAGCUAAGUGGUACCCUGAGGUGAGACACCAUUGCCCCAACACACCCAUCAUCCUGGUGGGCACUAAGCUGGAUUUGAGAGAUGACAAGGACACCAUUGAGAGGCUGCGAGACAAGAAGCUCUCCCCUAUCACUUACCCGCAGGGCCUGGCCAUGGCAAGAGAAAUUGGGGGGGGCUGUGAAGUACCUGGAGUGCUCCGCGCUGACCCAGCGAGGCCUGAAGACAGUAUUCGACGAGGCCAUCAGAGCUGUGCUCUGCCCUCCGCCAGUGAAGAAGAGGGGGAAACGGUGCACCAUGUUCUGAGGAGGAAACACUAUCACAACACUACAAACAACCACUACUUCUCUGAGAGGAUGAGAGAAAAAACUAGUGAGAGUGAGCGUGCACUGCUGAGAUUGCUUUCUUUAUAUUGAUGUUUUUUCAAAGCGAUAUUGGUAACAACACCGAUAUUAAAACUUUUUUUUUUUCCAUUACUGAAUAGUUCAUAAGUUCUGAAAGACAACGACUGUCCACCUACUUUGUACGCAUAGGAUCACAUCACGUUGUCAUGGGGGCUGACAAUGGUUUCUAUUACUUGUCUUCAUACUGUAACAUCUCUUCUUUCUCAGCCAUGCUUGCUUGAAUUAAUGCAGUGUUGACUAGAUAGACGGUGACGUACAAAAUCGCCUUCAGGUUCGAAGUUACCCUUAGCUUUUGAUCUACGAUCAGCAUUUGGAAACAAAAAAAUACUACUGCCUGCAUUUAUGCAAUUUCACAUAUUGAGCACAAGUCUAAAAUAGAGAUAAUGAGGUUGCUCACAAAAAAUGACAAUGAUAUAUUAAAGCAGAAUUUCGGUUCAUUAGAACAAACCCUCUUGAAUUUUUUUUUUGUCAUUUCGGACAUCAUUUCUAUUGCUUAUGAUUUCACUGCACUCUACCAACACAAUACCUGAGAUCUUUUGGCAGCAAACCACCCUUAUUUAGAAGGGAGAAAGUCAGAUUAACAACAACGCUAGAUUACUAACUGGCCCCUAAAUUCACUGUGUGGUAAUUAGUUUGUGGUAAUUCGACUUAGUAAUUAACAUAAACUGAAAUGGGAGGAGCUUCAGGUGACUUCUCGGGCCUGUGUAUGAGUAUUAAUCUAGUGUUAAUAAUGUCAAUAUAAAACCAAAGUGAGUCAUAGAAGAAGUGACCCUGGGCUCUAUUGUAAUCAAACCAAGCCUUGACACAUUAACUUAUUCCGUGAUCCAUGUGUUAAUAAAUUGCCACACAGCCACUGGGGCCAGGUAGUGUAGUGGGUUAGAAAAGCUGUAACACUGGACUAGGUUAAAUGAGUUGUGGUCAGUUAAAGCCCAGCAGCUCAUUUCUGCCUUCAUCUAGUAGGUUCAUUUGGCCAUGUCAGACUUUUUUGACCUAUUGAAGAUUCUUUGCAAACCCUUUUGAUGAGAACAAAGUUUCUAUGCAGAUUAGAAAAAUGGACAAAACUAAAAACACUCAUCUUCAAAAGGAUUAUAUGAAAAAGAAACUGCUACAUGCAGUUACUGUUAACUCAUCCCAGAUUUUCUUCCUUUUGGCUUUUCUAUUUUAGCCAUGCACAAAUGAAUGAAGGCUCAUCCUUGACCCUUUCAAUACUAUUUAUUCUUACCUCUGCUUUCAGCCACAGAGUGAAAGGGUUUACUCGGUGGAAAAAACUAAGAGAUGAAAUAAAAUGCGGUUCACAAGGUCAAGAAUUAAUAUUCAAUCUCAAAUGUUUAUCGUAGUUUUACAAAACAAUCUUCCACAUAAUAUCUUGUUCCACAAUAUUUUAACCACUUGUCAUGUCUUCAGAAACAAAGACUGUGGUCAGCCAUUUGAUCACCUUUGUUUAAUGACACCCAUGAAAUGUAUUGAAAGGCUCUCAAAAGCAAGUUGGUGGAUGAUUUUUUAUUUGUUUAAUUGCCUACAAUUUUUUUAAUCGAUAUGUUUCAAUGAUAGCAAUGUGGAACUAUCCAGUCUGUGCAGUUUUUUUUUAACACUCCUGUUCUUACUUUCCACAAAAAUCUGAUCUUAGUCAAGUAUCUUUGGGUAACUUUAUCUAACUGUGAAUACGUGACAGACAAGCAUGCCAAACGUGGAGGCUGUACAACCUUGCUGCCUGAGUUCUGCCUCUGGGGGGGGUGGGGUGGAGGAGCUUGCAUGGGUCUUAAAAAAUUCUGUCUUAAUUUAUCCCAUCGUUUAGAUUUUGUCUCUGUUCCUGUGUGUGUGUGUGUGUGUGUGUGUGUGUGUGUGUGUGUGAGAGAGUAAGUGUAUGUCACAGGUGUGUAUAUGAGGUGUAUUUGGACAAGAACGUGUCGGUAUCAGUGAGACAGUGUAGUUUGGGAUAACGCAUAAAGACAGUAUUGUUUUAAGGCAAGUUUUUAGUGUCCAGUUUUUGGUACUAUUUCAUAUUGUAUUGUAGGAGUACACAAUACUUUUCAACACUCUGUGGACAUGGACAGAAAAAAAUGGGUCUCAAUGACAUCUUGUGAUGUACAGAAUAAUCCUUAGAAAAUUAAUGCGUUAUGAAUAUCUAUCUACAUGUACCUGAAUAUUUAGCUCUUAAAGUUCAAACUAAAGGGAUUCUUGUUGCUCAUGUUGAAGUUAGAAGUGUUGCUAACAGUGUACGAUAAAGGUGGCAGAUCGUUGUGGAGUUUGUCUUUGUGGCAAAAGACACAGAUUGCACCUUUAUGACAUGCAUUUCUGUAUGGCUGCAGGCCUGCAAUGUGUUUGUCUCCCUCGUGUGGUGAGACACAGCACUGCAGUCCACUCUGUCAUGCUGUCUUUGGUUGGCAUUGCAAACGUGUGGUUGAAUCAUGUCAUGUGGUACUGCCUAGCUAAGGUGUUAUAAUGUAGCUGAGAAAUGCAGCAAAAAAAAUAAAUAAUUCUGAUCUACUAUUGCAUGGAAGUUCGCUGGUUAUUUGACCCACUGUAAUUCUUAGGAGAGGUUGUAUGAUGAAAUGCAUUGGCCAUGUACGUAUGUAAUGUAAGACGACUUGUACACUUGUUUUAACUGUCUGUCUUAUUUUUUAUUACUUCACGUUUGUGUGGUGAAAUAUUUCAAUUUUUUGUAUACUAAAUACAAAUGUCUAUGUAAAGUACUAAUGCUUUCUGUCAUGAUUUAGUCGCUGCUCUAGUCUGUCUUUUUUCUCCCACAACAACCACUGAAGGAGCUACUGUAGAUGGACAUACUCACAUGUAAUGACAAAAGAAACAGCUGGUAGAACGAAAUUGCUUUUGUCAAAGUCAUCAUCAUUAUUAUUAUUAUAAGUCUUUGUUGUUUUUAGUUAAAUAAAUGAGUACAAUUUGA
Messenger RNA from Scophthalmus maximus (turbot), 3779 nucleotides. RefSeq names its product Rac family small GTPase 3b (gene rac3b). Gene Ontology annotation, biological process: regulation of cell shape; motor neuron axon guidance; regulation of actin cytoskeleton organization. Gene Ontology annotation, cellular component: cell projection; plasma membrane; cytoskeleton. The record is from RefSeq and is a predicted model, not a curated record. Bases 197 to 889 code for a protein of 230 amino acids. Gene Ontology annotation, molecular function: GTP binding; GTPase activity; protein kinase binding. The transcript is spliced from 7 exons. NCBI's taxonomy places the organism in Eukaryota, Metazoa, Chordata, Actinopteri, Pleuronectiformes, Scophthalmidae.